AUGCGCGAAUUUGAUCUAUGCGCGGCUACUUUGUUAGUAUUUACACAGUCUCCAGGUGGCUUGGCAACAAGCGAACAAGAUAUCAACAAACAAUGCGUUCAUCUAAAAGACACAGACAGUUGUCUAAGGAACUAUACAAGACGUUGCAUGACGCCAAUGCAACGUGGAGUGGUCACAAUGACCGCUAAUGCAUCGUUUCAGAUGCUCAACGAGUAUUGCACGCCUAGAAGUCAUUUGCGCACCAACUACCUGAAACACGCGUCAUGUUUAAACCAGGUACAGAAGAAGGAACAAAAGAGUUGCACCCGAGAUUUGCAGGCUUCUCUCGAGAUGCUUGGUGGAAGCGGUGGCGGUGCUGAUGGAGGAUCUGUUGCUGUUGGUAAACGUCUUCAACUCAUGUGUUGUACCUACAAACGUUUUGAAUCUUGUUUGGCUGGACAGCUAGACAAAAGGUGUGGUAAAGAGGCUGUUAGCUUCGUAAACGGUCUGUUACGCAGAGCUACAUCGCGUUUGCCAGAAACCAUGUGCCGCAACUAUAAACCUGAUAGCGGCGAAUGCAAAGCACUUUUACCGAGGACUGGAACAAUUCCAAAAGGCGCCAAAUCAACUUCAAUCUUAUCGCGACUAUUGUCUGCUUAUACAGGUCUUUAA
Cryptomeria japonica (Japanese cedar) is the source of this 651-nucleotide messenger RNA. RefSeq lists its product as uncharacterized. The coding region runs from base 1 to 651 and encodes 216 amino acids. The record is from RefSeq and is a predicted model, not a curated record. Lineage: Eukaryota; Viridiplantae; Streptophyta; Pinopsida; Cupressales; Cupressaceae. The transcript has a single exon.